This is a messenger RNA of Manihot esculenta (cassava), 1356 nucleotides long. RefSeq names its product cysteine-rich receptor-like protein kinase 29. Gene Ontology annotation, molecular function: ATP binding; protein kinase activity. The record is from RefSeq and is a predicted model, not a curated record. Gene Ontology annotation, biological process: protein phosphorylation. Lineage: Eukaryota; Viridiplantae; Streptophyta; Magnoliopsida; Malpighiales; Euphorbiaceae.
UGUGAAGAUUUGGAAGAAAUUAGUAGCACAGAGUGCCUGAAAUUCAAUUUUGAGACUAUCAGACUUGCAACAAACGACUUCUCUGAUAAUAAUAAGCUCGGACAAGGUGGAUUCGGUGCUGUUUACAAGGGUGUGCUUCCAGAUGGCCAAGUCGUAGCUAUAAAGAGGCUAGCAAGAAAAUCUAAGCAAGGAGAAGUUGAUUUUAAGAACGAAGUCAUGUUAGUGGCCAGACUUCAACACAGGAAUUUGGUUAGGCUAUUGGGAUUCUGUUUUGAAAGAAAUGAAAGGCUUCUCAUUUAUGAAUUUCUUACAAAUUCAAGUCUCGACCAUUUCAUAUAUGAUCAAGAGAAGCGUUUACUAAUGGAUUGGAACACACGCUACAAAAUCAUAGUGGGCAUAGCUCGAGGAAUUCUUUACCUUCAUCAAGAUUCUCAACUUCGAGUUAUUCAUCGCGAUCUCAAAGUCGGUAAUAUUUUGCUAGAUGAACAAAUGAAUCCUAAAAUUUCGGAUUUCGGAACAGCAAGAUUAUUUCCAACAAAUCAAUCCCAGUAUGCUACAAGUAAAAUUAUGGGAACCUUUGGCUACAUGGCACCAGAGUAUGUGUUUCAUGGGAUCGUCUCAGCGAAGUCAGAUAUUUUUAGUUUUGGUGUAUUAAUUUUGGAAAUUAUUAGUGGUCAAAGCAUUAAUAAAUUCCGAAACGACGAAGGAGAAGGAGAAGGAAACCUUUUAACAUAUGCAUGGAAGAAUUGGAAUGCAGGUACUGCUUCAAAAAUCAUAGAUCCUGUUCUGGUAGGAGCUGCUUCGACAAAUGAAAUCCUGAGAUGUGUCCAAAUAGGAUUACUAUGCAUACAAGAAGAUGCAGCUAAAAGGCCAACUACUAUGGCUUCGGUGAUUCUCAUGCUUGAUAGCUGCUCUGCUAUUCUUUCUGAAUUGUCAAGACCUGCAUAUUUUCUGCAUGGCCAAAAAGGGCCAAUCACAAUUGGUACUCAAUCCAAAAGCCGAUCUGCCCAACCUUCAGCUAAUCAGUGCUCAAUUGCAGAGAUGGAACCACGUUAAAUAUACAGACCAAUGUGAGACCCAGCCCUCGUGGGAUUGAGAUAAUCCACAUCUGCUAAUUACAAAUUGGUAUGCUAAUAUAUAUAUUAACAACCUUGAAAAUUAGUAUAUAAUUUAGAUUAAUAUUUUGAAUCAAGUGAAAAAUACAAAUUAUUUUAUUCAAUUUGAGCCGCACAUCCUAAUCAUCAUUUGUCUUCCCAAAGGUUGCAUUGAUUGUCAUUAAUUUUGUUUUGGUACUCUCAACAAUUUAACUCUUUAGUUAAAUUGCAGAGACCAUGUACCUGUGAUUAUGGAAAUAAG